This is a messenger RNA of Huiozyma naganishii CBS 8797, 1632 nucleotides long. It is a transcript of the gene KTR4, whose product is annotated as putative mannosyltransferase. The transcript has a single exon. Gene Ontology annotation, biological process: cell wall mannoprotein biosynthetic process; protein N-linked glycosylation; protein O-linked glycosylation. Bases 1 to 1632 code for a protein of 543 amino acids. Gene Ontology annotation, molecular function: alpha-1,2-mannosyltransferase activity. Gene Ontology annotation, cellular component: Golgi apparatus; membrane. NCBI's taxonomy places the organism in Eukaryota, Fungi, Ascomycota, Saccharomycetes, Saccharomycetales, Saccharomycetaceae. The record is from RefSeq and is a predicted model, not a curated record.
AUGAGAAUUCUUUUCGCCGGGUUCAGACGAAUGCGUCUGAAGACCAUUGUAUUCAGUGUCACUUUGCUAGCGGCACUGAUCACGACAUUUUGUAUUGUCACGCAGUACUCCGGCGGGCAGUCUGAUGCAUUGGAGACCGCAAGGACUCAUUAUAACGGAGCCAUCUCGUACGUUGGGGAGAAACUCGCUUCGUAUGGGGACUCCGCAGGGUCUGACGCGAACAAAGAGGGUGAUACCGCUGUUAAGGAUGAGACGACGCCCGAAGGUAGCGGGAAGGAAAAUGUGCAACUCGAGGAGAGCAAUAUGGGGCAGCACUCAAACAGCACUACUGGGGACGCUAAGGUUGACGAGGCACUAAUUCAUUACCAGGAAUCACAACUUACGAGCAGCGAGGAUGAAAUAAAAAAGCUAGAAGAUUCAGAGAUCGAACAAACGUCGAUGCCAUUUGAAGACGACAAUUUGAUAAACAAAUUGGAGAGACCUCUCUACGCCAUUAGUGGGGCAGAGGCGGCCAACGCGUCCAACGCUUUACUCUUGGAAAACACGGAGAUUUACAAGAAGCUACUCGAUGAACCUAUAACUGAACCGAAGGUCGGUGGGCUGAUUCGGGAAAAUGACCCCGUGGCAGGUAAGGGGAACGCCACCAUCAUGGCCCUGGUGCAGAACAAAGACGUGGAUGCUAUUGUGGGGACUAUUCAACAAUUGGAGGAGAAGUUUAAUGCCAAGUUUGCAUACCCAUACACGUUGAUGAAUGAAGAAUAUUUCACAGAUGAGUUUAAAAAUAGGAUUACCUCAAUGUUACCCGUGGAUCGUGUUGUUCAUUUUGCUAAGAUUGACAGCGAGGACUGGGAUGUACCAGAGGACAUUGACAUGAAGAAAUACAAAGAAAAUAUGAACCAGUUGGAUAGGGACUCCGUUCAGUACGCAAAAAAAAUAUCCUACCACAACAUGUGUAGGUUUUACUCGUCAAAGUUCUACCACCAGGAUGUGUUGAACAACUACAAGUACGUGUGGAGAAUCGAGCCUAAUGUCAACUUCUACUGUGAUAUCGAUUACGAUAUCUUCCAGUUCAUGGAGGAAAACCAGAAAAUAUACGGAUUCACACUAAGUCUCUACGACAGUCCACAAUCUGUGCGAUCAUUGUGGAACGUUACCUUGGGUUUUGUCAAGGAAAAUCCACAUUACUUGAACCGUAACGGUGCAUUCGAAUGGAUCAAGGAGAACUUGCAAAAGCCGGAAAAUUUUAACAUGACGGACGGGUACUCCACGUGUCACUUCUGGACCAACUUCGAGAUAGUCGACUUGGAUUUCCUAAGGUCUGAACCUUACGAAAAGUAUAUGGACCAUCUAGAAAAGCAAGGUGGGUUUUACUACGAGAGGUGGGGGGAUGCGCCAGUGAGGUCAUUGGCACUCGCCUUAUUCGCGGAUAAGUCACAGAUCCACUGGUUCAGAGACGUGGCAUACCACCACUUCCCGUACACAAACUGUCCCUCGUCACCCAUGGGCUCCCGCCGUUGUGACGGGAAGUGCACGCCAGGUGUUUUUUCAGCAUACGAUAAUCUGAUUGUUGAAAAUUGUCUGCCCACGUGGAUAAAAUACAGCAUGUCGGAGGAACAACUGGAUAUGUACUGA